AUGAGUGAUCAUGUUUAUGGCCGCGUGUUUGCUCGUCGAGCUGCCUUUAGUGCGCUUGCCGAAGACCUUGUUGCCCAAGCAACGGAAGCUCAGACGUUCCUAACGGAGAAGAAGAGUGAGGUCUUUACGGUCCAUCAUUCAGCACUUGUGAAAGUGUCGCACAGUGUGCGUGGCAAAGAGCUUUUGGAUUUCCUAGAGAAGUGGUUAAAGCCUGAAGAAGAGGAGACAAAGAAGGAGGAGGAGACUUUGGUUGAGAUCGAGAAGAAAGAGGAAGAGGCCAUGACGGAGAUGAAGAAGGAAGACAAAGAGACUCCUGAGAUGGAGGUAGAAGCUCUGACGACAGAAGCCAAGGAAGAGGUUUCAAAAGUUGAGGAAGAGACACCAACAGUUGAGGAAAAGUCAUUAAAGGUUAAGGAAGAGACGCCUAAGGUCGAGGAGGAACCGCCAAAAGAGGAAAUUAUAGAACCGAAGGAAGAGGAGGCCCCUAAAGAAUCGAAGAAGGAAGAAAAGAAGAAAAAAAAGAAAGCGGAUGCGUCUUCACCGUAUCGUGUGCGUGCUAAGGAGAUUGCUGAGGCUCUUGUGCUUGCAGGGUUUAUCACGCCGUACAAAGACCGAGUGAAGAACUACUUGGCCGAGGCACCAAAAGAAUACGUGAUGGAUAAUGAGCUGUUCGUGCCACUGUCUGAAACGAUUACGGAGUCAAAGGAUACUACGGUGUGGAGCGUUGUGGAUGGCGCUAUCUAUGCGUCACAGCUGAAGCGCAAGGCUGGCGUGUUCUCUGCCUUUACUCAGGGCAAAGAUGUGUACGUUGUGGCCAACGAAAAGACCGAGAAGAUUUACGUUUUCGAGUCGGAUGUCGCGCGAGCGACUCUCGCCGAAUACGCUACAGCCGACGGCUUUGUCCAAUUUGACAAUUCCCACUUUCAAUUUGGUGUAAAGAUUGCGUACGGCGAGAAGUCUGAGUUGCUGAACUUGGUGACGAAAGAAAAGCAGGAGGCCUUUUUGAACACGUUGUUGAACGUUGGCGCGCAGUACCGCGAAGUGUACAACCUUGCUGCAGAGGAGGCAAAGUCGUUUUAUGAGCUGAAGGAUUUUGACAUGGAAAAGAAGGAAGUAAACAUGGCGGAGUACAAAGGCAAGGUAGUGCUAGUAGUGAAUGUGUCGAGCAAGUGUGGUCUAACGCCUACGAACUAUCCGGAGCUACAGCAACUGUACGAGAAAUACAAGGACGAGGGUUUGGUGGUGCUAGCGUUCCCAUGCAACCAGUUUGCUGGUCAGGAGCCUGACACACACGAGGAGAUCAUAGAAUUCGUGAAGCAGUACAAUGUAUCGUUCCCGCUGUUUGAGAAGCACGAUGUGAACGGUUCGAACGCUCGUCCGGUAUUUACGUACCUGAAGGCAAAAUUGCCCGAAACGUUUGGCAACUACAUCAAGUGGAAUUUUACCAAGUUUCUGGUGGACCGCAAUGGCCAGCCUUACAAGCGCUACGCACCGAAUGACCUCCCACUGUCGUUUGAGGAAGACAUUAAGGAACUGUUGGCGAAGACACCAGAGCCGGAAAAGACGGAAGAAGAGAUUCAGGAGGCGGAAACGGAAGCUGUCAAAUCGGACGACGAGGAAAAGACAGAGAAGAAGGAAGAAAGUGCUACCACCGAAGUGGUCAAGUCUUGUAAGACGAACGAGAUUCCAACAGAGGUGCCGACGAAGAAAGAGGAGACUGUUACGUUGGGAGACGUUGCGGUGGCGACCAAGGAAGAGACUGUCAAGCCGGAAGACGUUGCGGCAGCGACUAAGGAGGAGAUUGUCAAGUCUAAGGACGUUGCGGUAACGACUAAGGAGGAGACUGUCAAGUCGGAAAAUGUUGCAGCGGCUGUGACGGCGCCCUAA
Peronospora belbahrii is the source of this 1887-nucleotide messenger RNA. NCBI's taxonomy places the organism in Eukaryota, Oomycota, Peronosporomycetes, Peronosporales, Peronosporaceae. The record is from the annotation of a GenBank genome assembly.